AAAAAACAUUUUUCCAUAAUAUACACACCGUGUCGCGUUCUAAUUUAAUAAUUUAAUUAUUCUCGUCGACACGUUUGCGUUUCGUAUUCACCUAUAUCGUAUAUUAUAGUAGUGCAAUCAUAGUUAUAGUAGACUGCUCGUUGUCCGGGGAAAAACUUAACCACAACGAGACGGAGCUACGAGCUAGUACAGUGAGAAACAAAAAAAAAAAAACGUAAAACACGAUCGACGGUAAUCGAUUGGAAACGCUGCGAAUACGCAUAUUAUAUAGUGUACACCGACGUAUACGUUUUCCCCGCGGGCACGCGUUUUGUUGCGUUUAAACGCUAUUUGACUACUAUCGCAUACGAUUUGUAAGCGAUCGGUCAGUGUUCGACGAUCGCAAUCAAUCGUUAUUAUUAUUGUUUCGGGCACAACAGUGUGGUGUUUCGCGCUCGCGUUUUGACGGCGAUCGUCCCGGAGUCGUACACAGUCGUUCGUGGCGCCUUAUGAAUCGUAACGUAAAAGAGUGUUCGGUAAUAUUAUAAUAUAUUAUAUUCUAAUCAUCGUGGUCUGCGCGUUAGUGUUCGACAUACGAUUAUUAUUACUAUUAUUAAACAUGGUUGUUUUCUCGUCGGCUCCUAUACGAUAUGAUGUCAUUUUAAUUGUAUUGUGAAAGUUCACAACGCGAAAUCCGCCACCGCCACUGUGCCGAUCGCGAGUUGCCGGCAUCGCGUUCGCGUGCAGGCGGUGGUCGAGUGGGUUGACACGGCAGCGUGGGCUAGUGCUUUUUUACAAUUUUUUCGCAGCACCGGACCGACCGCCGUCGUCUCCGUCGACCACACCAGUUUUGGCACUCUUCGACGUCCGACCACUGGACGAUUUGUUAGGUCCACCGUAUCUGCAGUGAACUUAUUACUACUAUUGUUUGCUUCUGCGUAAAACAACGAAAAUCGGAAAAAAUAAAAUAAAAACUGCUGACAUGCGACCUUCCACGAUGGCGGUUAAGUGUGUUGUGCUACUAUUAUGGUGUUGCGGCGGAUUUGCGGUGUCUACGUCGAACGAUCAAAACACCACCAGAGGAGUGGACGAAUUCUUGACGUCGUUGACGCAAAUGAUCGGAACCGUUUUGAACACCGACGCCAGGUAUUCGGGAAUAUUCGGCGACGGAUCUCAGUCGGUUUCUGGUCGGCCCAACCGUCCGCCCGCCGCCGAUUAUUUCGAGACCGGUCGACCGCCUUUUCUGAACCGACCCCCAGUAGGCAGGCCGUACCCUCCGCCGUACCCAGAAAAUGGUGGACCAUAUCCUGCUCCGUAUCCAGAAAACGGUGGACCGUACCCUCCGCCGUACCCGGAUAAUGGUGGAUCGUAUCCUCCGCCAUUCCGCCCCUACGGAUAUCGUCCCGGUCCAGGCGCUGCGGCGGUCGAUUACCUGCAGCAGAACUCCAUCGUUCAAGCACUGAGUUCCAUAUCGCAACACGACGACUUGAGGUGUGUUCCCAGACUGCUGUGCGAAGUAUCGUCCGGUACCAGGCCUGGUUAUAACCAGCAAUACGGUUACUACCAGCAGCAGCAACAACAACAGUCCUCCAUACCGUUCCUCUCCAAAGACGCCUUGAUCACAUUGUUGACCGUGUUGAACUUCGUGGACGAUUCGCCGCUGCUCAUGUUCGGCCGAGCAGCGUUGUUGGGGUACAAUGCCCGUGGCGAUCCCAGAUAUUGCACGACAGCGUAUCCGACCUGUCCCAGAGACCCCGAUCAGCUGAUCAACUACCUGAAUAACCACAAUGGUGGUUUCUUCCGGUUCUUCAACCAACAACUACCGCAAUACGCUCCCCAGUACGCAAGUCACCAACGGCCGCCGUACCCGCAACGUCCUCCGUACCCGGAUCAGCCUCCGUACCCACAGCGUCCUCUAUACCCGGUACAGCCUCUGUACUCGCAAAGGCCUCCGUUCUUACAACAACGGCCUCCGUACGUGGGACAGCAACAGAACUACGCUCCCCAAUACCAGAGGCCGCAACAGCAUUUUGGAAACGGAUACAAGUCUCGAGUCGACGACCAACAGAACCCGAGAAUACUGAGCGGAUCGCCGGACCAGUACUAUGACGUGCCUUCGGUUUACGACUUACAGUUGGACCGUCCGAGGCCGACGCCGAUGAAGUUUCCGUCGGCGAUCGAUAACGGCGGCGCUUCGAAUUCGAUCUCGCACUUCGCGUUUCCGUCUGAUCACAACGGUGGAGGGGGCGGAAACCGGCAGGCGAAAAAAAUAAAAAUGAUUUUUCCAGACAGAACCGGCACGGGCGGUCUUCGGGCCGACUUAGACAAGUACGGUAACUACAAGGGCGUAUAUUACGCCGAGGGUGCGAUCAAGUUCGUCGACGACGGUACCUCAAACGGCGGUCGACCGUCCACCAUCAGACUUCCACAACAGAGGCCGGUCGACGAUUUCAGCGUGCUCGGCAACCGGUUGCCCUACGAAAGACGGCCCAAGUUUCAGUUCCCCAGGACUUCAGAGUGAUCUGGUGAUAAAAGUAGUUCAAUAGCGGUAUAUACGCGUGGUACAUCGGUGAGGUAUAAUUAAACGCGUCUCCUCGUUACCAACAGUGUUUAACCACUAUUUGAUAUUUAUAGAAAAAAUUAUUUAUUCAAGUAUAUAAUAUAUUGUACAAAUUUUAAGGAAAAUUAUAUAUAUACCUUAAUAUAACACAAAAAUACGUAAAACACGUUAGUAAAUUUCAGACUCGUUUAUAAUAUGCUUAUACUCAGUGCAUAAUAUAAAGAUAAUAAUGGACGUGACUUCUGUCUUUAUCGUCAAAUAUGUAUGGACACCCACUCGAAUACUUAACAUUACAUGAAUUGUACCUACUCGUGAUUUAAAUAAUAUUAUAUUACGACAAUAGAUCACUUACUCAUCUCCCUUUACCGGAAACGGUUAUACUUUAUACCCACACACUACUCAUCCAUUAUAAUAAUUUGUUUAAAUAGCUGUAACUGUAUGACAACUGACAAGACAAGUAAUAUGUUAGAUCUUACAAACCUUUCCAAAUUCCAAUUAUGUAUGUUAUCACUUAUCGCGAAUAAUAUAUGACAAUAAUGUGUUGUUGAU
Molecule: messenger RNA, 3088 nt
Organism: Aphis gossypii (cotton aphid)
Lineage: Eukaryota; Metazoa; Arthropoda; Insecta; Hemiptera; Aphididae
Source: RefSeq, a predicted model, not a curated record